Messenger RNA from Pyrus x bretschneideri (Chinese white pear), 1442 nucleotides. Its product is annotated as RNA-binding protein 38. The record is from RefSeq and is a predicted model, not a curated record. Gene Ontology annotation, molecular function: RNA binding. Bases 307 to 1206 code for a protein of 299 amino acids. NCBI's taxonomy places the organism in Eukaryota, Viridiplantae, Streptophyta, Magnoliopsida, Rosales, Rosaceae. The transcript is spliced from 6 exons.
UCUCUCUCUCUCUCUCUCUCUCUCUCAAUCAACCAACUUCUCCAUUUCAAACUACCCAUCAAAUAUUUGACAGCAAUACAACCAACAACAACUAACAUUUUAAACCAAUCUAAAACCCUUUUAAUUUUCCAUGUGUAUCCAAUGAUUUUCUUCCUGUAAAAAUAGGAAAUAUGGAAUAAUUAUUUGUAGAUGGAGACACAUAUAGAGCUAGCAGAGGAAGCAAAGAGCAAAGAAGGUCAACAAAAAUUUGAGGUGGAAGAAAUUUAGAGUGCUCUUCUUAUCAAGAUUCUUCGACUAUAUGAGUUCAUGCAGCUGCAAAAACAAAUUAAGAAAUCAUCAUAUGAAGCUGUAGAUGCCAUGGCGCAUCCACAUUAUCGAUCGCAGUUCGGGGACACAACGUUUACAAAAGUGUUUGUCGGAGGGCUAGCUUGGGAGACACCAACUGAUGAAAUGCGCAGAUAUUUUGAGCAGUUUGGGGAGAUUCUUGAAGCUGUUAUUAUUGCCGACAAAAAUACUGGAAAAUCUAAAGGCUACGGAUUUGUGACAUUUCGUGAUCCUGAAUCGGCAAGGAGGGCUUGCGCUAAUCCAAACCCUGUCAUCGACGGAAGAAGAGCAAAUUGUAACAUUGCUUCAUUGGGACGACCACGACCUUCUCCCCCGAGAGGAAGAAACCAAGGCGCCACUCCAUACCAGGGAAAUGCACCCCAGGCUGCACAGUCCUACGGCGGAGUGCCCCCAUUACCGCCACCACUACCGCCAUCGGCUCCUAUAAUAUAUCCAUCGUACAGCUACCCAACCUACACUCCUGCAGAUUAUGGGUACCACCAACAGGCUAUGUACAACCCACAAGUGCAUCAACAACCUCAGUACUACCCUCAAGUGUAUGGAUCAUCACCAUCUUCACCAAUGGGCACUCCAUAUUACUAUCAUGGCUAUUCUUUUCAAUCUCCAAGUCCAAGGGGAACAUUUUCUACACCCCAGGCGCAUCGUAUGCCCGGCCCUUCGUAUCUCUACUAUCCUACGCACAACAUGGAACCCUCGUUCUCCAGCUCCUAUCCUAAUCCUCCACUCCUGCAACCACCCCCCACCUCAAGGCAUAAUCCUCCUAAUUUUACCUCUCCUUUACCUGAUUCUCAGAAUCCGCAAUAUGCCUCAACCGAAACAGAAGCUGGAGUUGUUACUUCAGAAAGCACUCCAGAUGCCUAAAAAGACUCGUUGACAAAUACAUGAUCUGAUGAAAAGAAUUCAGUUGUAUAAACUUUAUGAUUAAAAGUUAUUAUGCUCUUCAUGAAUUGAUCCUUACGUUUCUGACAUUUCUGCUGUCACUCACUCAUAAAAUUCUUUUUGGGUCGAAAUCUGUAACAUUAGGUGACUAUUGCUUUAAGAUUUUGUGUGCUCUGCACAGAUAUUGCAAGAAAGAGAUGAUCAACUAAUCAUUCACA